AUGUCUUCUAGACGCCCACCUUCCUCGAGACAGGCCGCUUUACCCACCAAAUACGCCGAUCACAUCCUUCAGCCGCACGGCCGUGCGCUCUCCUCUGCCAAGAAGGUAUGGACUGAGGCAUUUCGCCUGACAAGGGAACUAGUGGGGCUGUACAGAGAGAAACACCCCACUGGCCAAUCGCACCAGCCGGUGCUCGAUUCGCUCCGUCGCGCAUGCGACCCUCCGCGUGAACCGUCAGACGCCCCAUACGGCAUCAGUUUGGAGACUGCUAUCCGCCGCGGGAAAGGGAAAGCCCCGGCUCGGAAGAAGGCGCUAUCUCCGCUUGCUGUAGCGCCGACUGUCGAGGAAACUCAAGCGGCAGUACCGCAGGUACCUGCAGAGGUGGUCGAACCAACCUGCUCUCUUAAAGCAGAGGAUAGCCAGGCGGACGCUGACGAGUCGGACGAGGGCUCCGAGUUUUUACCGAGCGAAGCGAGCGACUGCGACUCGUGCGACGAGGACAUGGACGGUUACGACGACGAUGAUCAGGUGGCACAGCCCAUCGCCUCGGCUACACACUCUCGUGGCUCGCCAGCUACGCCGCUUGCGCCGGGCGGACGCCCUGCUACACCCUCGCCUUCCCAGAAGUUGUUGGCACGUGGGGUCCCAGGCAGUGCCGUCUCUGGAACACCCGGCAAGGCAGUGAAAGAGAUGCAGGGCUACGACAAUGUGAAGUUGGGCAGUGGCGGAGGGUCGGGCGGAAGUAAGCCGCACCCGCUCGUUCACAAGGACCCGUGGGACGGUGACGAUGAGCAAGUGAGCGGAGUUGCUGCUGGUCCGGCCAUGGGCCGCCAUGGUAAGGAGGGUGCUCACGGUGAUGCCCCCCACAAGCAGGUUGGCGGGAUGCCCGUGACUACGGGCGGGGGGGUUUCAGCUCAGCAACCCACAUGCGGACUGGAAGUGCACUCCAGUGCACCUGGAGACGCGGCGGACUGCGCCGACUUUCAGGCGCAUGUGGCUGGGGAGGCAGGCCAGGGGGCGGCCACACUCAAUCCUGACUUCCCCCCCCCCAAAACCAGCAAGGUGGCGGUCGAGUCAUCUCCUCACACCCCGGUCAACGAUGCAGCGCCGAACGUGGCGGGCGGUGAUAACACCGCUUUGAUGAAGAUGAUGAUGGACGUCCUCGCGAACACGCAGCGCGUGAUGGAGGCGAUGCGAACGUCCAACGAACGAAACGUUGGAUAUGAGCCGGUUACGGGCACGGCGGCGCACUCCAUUCCUCAGAGUCCCCCGUUCACAGCAUCGCAGGCGUCGGACCGCCCGCUCACACCGCGCCAAUUCCCGGCACAACGCGCAACGGCAUCGAACGGCGCGCCUGCCCGCACCAGCUCACCGGCCAACGGCAAUGAUCAGCCACGGCCGGAGACCGCCCCCUACUUAUCGCCGGAUGCGGAGCAUGCGAAGCAGCGAGAGCGCAAGCGCUCUACCACACGCAAGCGCUCUACCACACGCAAGCGCGGAAUGCCGCCUCCGCACAAGUGCAAUGUCAUUUUCGCGGAGGCCCGUGACCGUAUCGCCCGCUAUGCUCCGGCCAGGGAUGUCACGUUCUACCCGACCAAUGCAGAGAAGCAGGAGGAGACGCUAGCAGUGCUGCAGGAGGAGUAUGACGUCACCGAUCUGGAGCUGGCGGACGCUCUGACUCACCUCGACUACAGUGGGCGCAUGAAACGCGCCUGGACGCACUGGAAGAACGAGUCAACCACCGGCUCAAAGCGCAGCACGCUGACGAAGCUGGGCGUUGAUGUGGCGGGGCCUCUCACCGCACAGAUGGAGGUGAAGCCCGAGUGUAAGAAGGCACUGUGGGCUCACUACGCACCAAGAACUUACCUUUCUGGCAUACGUGUGCUUGUCUUCCAUGGCAGAGAAAAGGCUUGGACAGAGAGUCAGCAGCUGGUCGCACGAGGAAGGCGGCUCCGAGCCGUUCAUGAACCUCAUCUUCUUCGACGCGGCGGUCGCAGCCUUCCCGAAGUGGGUGAGGCGCGGCCGCCUAGUUCUAAAGCCAUACCACCUGGCGUGGGUGCUCUUCGCGGUGAGUGUUGUUCCCGAGAUUCCAAGGGCCCCAUGUGUCGGGUAUGGCUCCCACUUGAUGACGUCUCCACGCAACUGUACCAUGUGUGGAUGCAGGUGGACUAUGGCCUGCACAACACUAACUGCGCCAGCAUGGCGCUAUCCAACUCCUAUGCCACGAACGCGUCGUGGAUGAAGAGCCUGCAUGGCCGUGUCUGGGAGGUCGUGGAGGCAGGCCUCCGUGAGGACCACCACCCAUGGUCCGACGAGUACGGCGGCUUUGUGUGGGGUGAGCAUGGGCUGCUGAUCUCCGAGAGCGGCUUCGAGCACCUGAGGGUGCAGACCAACCCUGCUAACAGUGGACUAGAUUAUGCGGGUGGUUUACCCGGGAUUGGGCACUCAGCCCCGUGCCGCAAGGGCGUGGCAGGGGACAUUGGAGCCGUGUAG
This is a messenger RNA of Closterium sp. Yama58-4, 2493 nucleotides long. The record is from the annotation of a GenBank genome assembly. NCBI's taxonomy places the organism in Eukaryota, Viridiplantae, Streptophyta, Zygnematophyceae, Desmidiales, Closteriaceae.